Molecule: messenger RNA, 2067 nt
Organism: Lentinula edodes (shiitake mushroom)
Lineage: Eukaryota; Fungi; Basidiomycota; Agaricomycetes; Agaricales; Omphalotaceae
Exons: 12
Coding region: 1-2067 (688 amino acids)
Source: RefSeq, a predicted model, not a curated record
AUGUCUCUCUCCCCAAUUCUGCCAAGGACACCUUUAUACUCUCUACCUACCUCUAAUAAUACCUUUCCUGGUUCAAUUGAAGGCAGUUUACUUAAUUUUUCUCAUUUCGACUCACAAGGGGAAGAGAAAUAUGUCCUCAGGUCACCUCUACAAACAAGACAUCCACCUGUAUCUCAAGUUCCUCAAGAUGAUCUUCAAAUACAAGUAGAGCAUGGAAAGCUUGAACAACGGUUCAAUAAUGCUAUUGUUGAGCUCAAAAUCACCCAGAAUAAUUAUGAGCAACUUCUCCAGACAAUCAAAGAGGCACCUGCGCAUACACCCAAUCCAACAACCGCUUUACUCCGCAUUCCAAUGUUUUCACGCUGUGAUUAUCCAUGUGUCACGAUCUGGACCAAGGAUGACUUCAUGAAGGCUAAAAACCUACGCUCUUCCAGAGGGGUACUGCUUAAGAUUGACAACUCAUCAACUGGCCUAUGGUGGCUUCAGGAUGCAAACGGAAACUCUUUGGAUACACAUACCAUAUCACAUGUUCGGGAGAUGUUGAAAUGUGUAUGGGAAAGACUCAAGGUACAGGGAAGGGCUCCACCAAAAUUUCUCGAUGCUGACAUCGACAUGAUCAAUGAAUUCAACCAUUAUAUGAUCAACAUGUUCAACUUUCUUGGGUUUUGUGACAAUAAUUGGAAAACACGGCAAAUAUUCAUAAUCGACUAUCCUUCCUGGUACUCUAAGCAUGUCAAGAACUCAAGGGGACCGCGGGAAACACCGGAAAAUUUGCACUCUACAAAGCGGAUGCACUCAAACAAUGACCCAGACACUAAAGUGAAGCGGAGGCGAGAAGAAUAUAUACCAUCAUCAUCAAGUCUUUCCUCUGACCUUGCAACAAGCACUUCGUCACUUUUGGCCAUUUCAUCUCCACUUCCAGCAAGCUCUACUACACCAGACUCUAUAUCUAUUGCACUGGACCUCGAUCUGUCCAUUCUUUCGUCCUCGCUCACCGCUCCAGAGGUAGAUCUGUCAAUGGAUCCGCCUUUGCUUAUGACAACCCAAGCCUCUCAAGAUCUGCCAGUCGCAACAACCCCGGUCGUGAAUCCAGCAUCACUGAACAUUCCAUCUGUUUUGACCGGGGUUUUCGAUAGCUCGAAACUAGCAGCUUCAAUUGUUCCUUUACCAUCUGACCCUACUGCUGUUGCCCCGCCAAAGAAAGAGAAAUCAAAAGGUGUCCGGAGUAUUCACCUUGGGAGUAAGAUUGACGCUCACAACAUAGCCAAGAAGGAAUGGGCAGCAGCAGUACAGGCUGAAGGCAAGAAACCUGUUCAAGACGAUUGGGUAAAGUUCUGGCAUGCAUUAUCUGAAGGAAAGAAACUAGAAUAUAAGGAGAAAGCCCGGAUUCUCCUUGCAGAAGAAGCCUCCGCUACCGCAAGCAGUGCUUCAUCGACAUCCAAAGUCACGCAGAGCUGUCAAAAGUCGUUUUCGCUCAUUUCUGCUUGCCCCGGGACGUACUCCCACCACUCGGGCACUCGAGCACGGAGCAUGAGGGAGGGAGGAGGGAGGGAACGCAAAAUGCAACAGAAUGCAAUAGAACAGAAUGCAACAGAACCACGUGUACACUCUCCACUCAACUUGGAGAGUGUACAUGUGGUUUUUUACCAAUUCCCUCGGGGCGCCUGGCCCAGCACACAAGGACACCCGACCCAAGAACCCAGCUCCGAACUCGCGGAAACCCAGCACCCAACACACAAAAACAUAGGACGUACCGGGAUUCGGAGGCUGUGCCUUCGAAGAGUGCUCAAAGAGCGUCAAAGAUCAAAGAGAGCGGAGCUUGCGCCUUUGAAGAGUGCUCGAAGGUGGGCAGAAGAGUGCUCGAAGAACCUCGAAGAACUUCAAAGAGUCCUCAAACAUCAAACAGUCCCUCAAACACUCAAAGAGCUGGAUUCGGGACUAGGACCAGGACCAGGGCAGAGGGUCGUUGAAGCGCGAUUGCGAUUGCGAUUGGAGAAUGAGGUGCAAUCAAGGAAUGAGGUGUAUGAGAUGAGACGGAGACGAGACCAAGAUGAAGUAGGAGACUGA